Molecule: messenger RNA, 4341 nt
Organism: Clarias gariepinus (North African catfish)
Lineage: Eukaryota; Metazoa; Chordata; Actinopteri; Siluriformes; Clariidae
Product: zinc finger protein 271-like
Exons: 4
Coding region: 250-2490 (746 amino acids)
Biological process (GO): regulation of transcription by RNA polymerase II
Cellular component (GO): nucleus
Molecular function (GO): DNA-binding transcription factor activity, RNA polymerase II-specific; RNA polymerase II transcription regulatory region sequence-specific DNA binding
Source: RefSeq, a predicted model, not a curated record
GCUAAUCGUCUCUACACGGAGACAUUACUGACAGGUUUUUACGGAGACUGUUUGAAGAGACUGAAUUAAAACGAUCAGCUUGUUGUGUCUGAGGUAAUCUGAUUUUCAGACUUCCAUCCAGCAGGUGGCAGUAAUGCACCUAUAAGUUCGUUGCCACUCAGCAAAAACAAUAAAGAAGAAGAAGACGUGUCUUGAAGGGGAAGAGACUAUCAUCAUUUACCAAGUCUUCUCCUUAAAUGAAAGUUAAAUAUGAGAAGUACUAAGAAGGCAUUAUCUGGUCUGAACACAUCUCAUGAAGAAAUGAAGGAGGAAAGUUACCAGUGGUCAAGUUAUGGGAAGAUAUUUAGUUACCAAAGUAAUUUGAAAAAAGCUCAGCAAGUUUACACGGAAGAGAAGCCGUAUCUCUGCACUCAGUGUGGAAAGUGUUUUACCACUGCUAGUGAAGUACGAACACACCAGCGCAUUCACACUGGAGAGAAGCUGUAUCCAUGUUUACAGUGUGGAAAGAGUUUUGCUUCCUCUAGAAAUCUUCGGAUACACCAGCGCAUUCACACUGGAGAGAAGCCAUAUUUCUGUUUACAGUGUGGAAAGAGUUUUACCACUGCUAGUAAUUUCCAAACCCACCAGCGCAUUCACACGGGAGAGAAGCCGUAUCCAUGUUUACAGUGUGGAAAGAGUUUUGUUCGUUCUAGUGAUCUUCGGAUACACCAGCGCAUUCACACUGGAGAGAAGCCCUAUUUCUGUUCACAAUGUGGGAAGAGUUUUACCUCUGCUGGUGGCCUUCAAACACACCAGCGCAUUCACACAGGAAAGAAGCCGUAUCCAUGUUUACAGUGCAGGAAGAGUUUUGUUAAUUCUUAUAAUCUUCAGAGACACCAGCGCAUUCACACAGGAGAGAAGCCGUAUCCCUGUUUAGAGUGCGGGAAAAGUUUUGUUAAUUCUCAUCAUCUUCGGAGACACCAGCGCAAUCACACGGGAGAGAAGCCGUAUCCAUGUUUGCAUUGCGGAAAGAGCUUUAAAUCUGCUGGUGAAAUACGAACACACCAGCGCAUUCACACAGGAGAGAAGCCGUAUCCAUGUUUACAGUGCGGGAAGAGUUUUGUUAAUUCUAGUCAUCUUCGGAGACACCAGCUCAUUCACACAGAAGAUAAGCCGUAUCCAUGUUUACAGUGCGGGAAGAGCUUUAAAUCUGCUGGUGAAAUACGAACACACCAGCGCAUUCACACAGGAGAGAAGCCGUAUCCAUGUUUACUGUGCGCGAAGAGUUUUUCUAAUUCUUCUAACCUUCGAAAACACCAGCGCAUUCACACAGGAGAGAAGCCUUAUUUUUGUUCACAAUGUGGGAAGAGUUUUACCUCUGCUGGUGGCCUUAAAAUACACCAGCGCAUUCACACAGGAGAGAAGCCGUAUCCAUGUUUACACUGUGGGAAGAGCUUUAAAUCUGCUGGUGAAAUACAAAUACACCAGCGCAUUCACACAGGAGAGAAGCCGUAUCCAUGUUUACAGUGCGGGAAGAGCUUUAAAUCUGCUGGUGAAAUACAAAUACACCAGCGCAUUCACACAGGAGAGAAGCCGUAUCCAUGUUUACUGUGCGCGAAGAGUUUUUCUCAGUCUUCUAAUCUUCGGAUACACCAGCGCAUUCACACAGGAUUAAAGCCCUAUUUCUGUUCACAAUGUUAUGGGAAGAUAUUUAGUUACCAAAAUAAUCUGAAAAAAGACCAGCGUGUUCACACUGGAGAGAAGCCGUAUCCCUGCUCACAGUGCGGGAGGAGUUUUGCUAUUUCUAGUCAUCUUCGGAGACACCAACGCAUUCACACUGGAGAGAAGCCAUAUCACUGCUCACUGUGUGGGAACUGUUUUACUACUGCAGGUUACCUACGAACACACCAGCGCAUUCACAGUGGAGAGAAGCCGUAUCCCUGCUCAUAUUGUGGGAAGAGCUAUAAAAGUGCUAGUGAAGUACAAACACACCAACGUAUUCACACAGGAGAGAAGCCGUAUACCUGUUCACAGUGCGGGAAGAGUUUUGCUAUUUCUGAUCUUCUUUGGAGACACCAGCGCACUCACACUGGAGAGAAGCCAUAUCACUGCUCACUGUGUGGGAACUGUUUUACUACUGCAGGUUACCUACGAACACACCAGCGCAUUCACACUGGAGAGAAGUCGUAUCCCUGCUCACAUUGCGAGAAGAGCUUUAAAAGUGCUAGUGAAGUACGAAGACACCAGCGCAUUCACACUGGAGACAAGCCGUAUCCCUGCUCACAGUGUGAGAAAAGUUUUACAUCUGCCGGUAACCUCCAAACACAUCAGCGCAUUCACACAGGAGAGAAGCCGUAUGCAUGUUUACAAUGCGGGAAGGGUUUUGCUACUUCUAGUCAUCUUCGGAAACACCAGCGCAUUCACACAGGAGAGAAGCCCUGGAAGUCAGCUGACGACCAAAAUGUACUGAAUGACCUGGCUAUUCCAUCUAUGGAAUUUUUACUCUCCUGAUGUCUCAGACAUAUUCCAGUAUUCAGAUUGUGAAAGAGUGGUUCUGGGAAAAUGAGGAAUCAUUUUCACACAUGACCUGGACACAUUGUGUGUGCUCUAGUCACGCUUUUCUUUUAGGGUGGCAGUGUACAUUAACAUGGGUUUCGGUGUUGGGCUACAAUGAACUGAGUUUUACCCCAUACCCGGUUUGCAACUAUUGUGAACUUCUUCAAGAAGCAAUUUAUUCAGUCAUAAAAUUACAAAGUUACAUGAUCUCAUUCACUCUAAAUGGCUGAAAGAGCCACUUGAUUGGACUCUAGGCUUGGAUCUAGUAUUGUUGAUUCUGAAACCAUGUCUCUAGGUCUGUGGUCAUUAGUUCUCUCAGUUAACUAAUCAUUAGCUGUUUUAGGGCUUACCAAGGUAUAUGAUGGUCAUCUUCAGUGCAGCAGUUAGAGACAUACAUUCAGAUAGAACAUGCUCAGUAUUAGGGGUCGCCCUGUCCAAACAAAAGGACUGACAUUUAUCAUUUUACUAUUCUUGUUAUCUGUAUUUUUUUAAUCUGAUUUCUCUUUAAAUAUAUCCAUUUACAAAUGUGCUAAACUGGCUUUGAAGUGUAGCCACUUGGUGGGCUCAAGCCAUGUCCCACCCGCAGCAAGGUUUGAUUGGUUCAAUGUCACCAGUAACCAUCAACCCUGAAGCCUGCACCAUAUUUACAACAGAGUAUAACAGUUUUGCUUGCCGAAGCAGCUUCGGAAGUGUGUUCACUUUUUUAUAUUUUUAUUUGUAUGUUUAUUUUUUUAACAAAAUUCAGUUAACUUAAGAAAUCCUACUGAAAGCUCCCUUCACUUCAAGAUAAAAAGUUUUUUAAAGGCUAUAAAAACUUUUUCCCAAACAAAGUUAGUACCCAGCUUUUCCACUCGCUCUCCAGAGCAGCUUUUGUGAUUGAAAUACCUGUUUAACACAGUUACUCACUCACUCAUUCUCACUUUAUUAUAGCGAUGCAGGGCAUUUGAAUUUGCAGACUCUGCAACUCUGAAGCAAGUUCAUAGUGUGUUUUCUGGCUGGGGGUCAUUUGAUUGGAUGUGAUCACCUAAAUCCAGGAAUUCUGCCAUUAAAAGCAAGCUUAAAGGCAUUUCAACAAAGUUUUAUAUGGGAUAUUGUCAUUCUAAAUUUUGAAAAUUUAAGGUUAAGAUUUUAAUUUUUUUGCUGCAAAUACACGUUUGUUGCUGUAAGAGUUAUUUUAUAUAAAAGGAGUUAUUUCUACACUCUUGCUCUCUUCCUCAUAGGUAGAUUCACUUCAUUACUCAUCUAAGUAGCUACUUCUUCAGUCUGAGGAACUUCCAGUCCAGAAGUCUGAUAACCUCACCUGGACUGAGAAUCUUCACGGACAAUGACCACCAUUUGUAUUGAUAGUAUGAAGAUGCAGGAAAGGAGAACUAAAUAAGAAAAAAAAAUAAUAAUAAAGGAGCCAGAUAUGACUUAUCUAUAUGCAGUCUGUACUACAUGCAUUAUAAUGCCUGAUGUAUAGUUAGGUCCAUAAACUUUGGAUCAAUGAGAAUUUUGUUUUGCCAUUUGGACCACUGCACUUAAUUUUGUAAUGAAACAAGAUGAGAGCAAAAUAGAGACAACUUUAAUUCGAUGGGUUUGACGAAAGUGUGACAUUAACAAUUCAGGAAUAACAGACAUUUCCUACACACAUUUUUGGAGUGGGCUCCAAAAUAAUGUAACAAAUGACAAUGACCAAAACACAAUUAAAAUACAGUAUGUUACUCCACAUCCAGCUACACAAAUGUAAAGAAGAACAUAAACAUAUACAUCGUAUAAACACAUACUUAAAAUGAUUCUAUAAUUGAUUAUAAAAUAAAGAUGGAU